UUGGGAGACCGAAGGCACACUUUACAGAACGUACGGUUCAAGCGCCAUGAGCUUUCCACCGCCGAGGCCUGACCAAGUUUUCUCGAUGUCGAACGUUUGUGCUCUGGUUUGUGCUGUUGGUGUGUCAACGCAGGUCAACGCGUCAAGGCCUGCGUCAAGGCCUUCUCCUGCACUUUCCUCUUGGUUUGAAAGGAGCACACAUGCAGGAAAGCAAGGCCAGCAAGAGACUCAAGAAUGGUCGCCAGACGAGCCUUCAGCCUCCUGCGCUCUGCCUUAUGCUGUAACGAAGUAGGCCUCCCAACGGUCGGAACGGCGGUUCGUCCAGCCGCGCUGCAACGUCCGGAGACUUCAUUUCGAAGCCCAUAUACCACCACGUCCGGAGGGUCGGGCGACGCCGGAACGGCGAAUAUACCGAAUGCGCCUGUGCAGCAAUCUCAAGAAGGAUUUAGCGAGCUCGGGGUGAAUAAGCUGUUCUUGCGGGCCCUGGAGGCCGAAAAGAUUACCGUCCCAAGUAACGUUCAGCGCAGGGCGAUACCACUACUAGCAGACUCGAAGGACGUUCUCAUAACAGCCGAAACGGGCUCUGGAAAAACGCUAGCUUACCUACUUCCAGUCUUGUCCCAUCUCAUUGCACAGCCCGCAAAAGCAGCAUCUACUUCCUGUGCGCCUCUUGCUCCCCGUGUUCUUAUUUUGACACCGACUCGGGAUCUGUGUCUGCAAGUGGUGAAAGCCCUACGGGCGUUCACGAAAGGGUUGAACCUCAAAGUGACGUUGUUUCCUCCACCGCCGUCAGUUCUAUUGUCUCAACUUCGAUCACCCGACAUCGUGAUAGCUACCCCUGGCUCGGUCAAUGUCGAAUGGAGAAACAACCGCCUUCUGCGAGCGUUCCUGGGUCGGUGCGAGAUUGUCGUUGUUGAUGAAGCCGAUUCCAUUGUCGGAGACGAAAAGGCAUGGGAGCUCGUGUCGCAGGCGGAAAGGGUCCUAAGAAAGCAAUGUUUGCCAGCGGAGGGGCGACGAUCGAAGUUCAUUUUUGCCGCUGCGACGAUGCCGCCGAUCAGAGCUGCCAAAUCGAAAACUCCUCGGGCUCUCCUACACAAACAUUUUCCGAAUUUGGUCACUGUGAGCACCGGGGAACUUCACAAAGCCCCGGUGGGCAUAACAGAGCGGUUUUUCCCUCUGGCCCGCGACGACCAAUUGACCGAAGAGCUUACGAUGGAAGCGGAAGAUCGACUGAAAUGCAAUGCGCUAUUAAGCCUGAUAUAUCAACAGACGGAAAAGCUGUUGGUUGCGGCCCGUGAUGCGCAUGCGCACCGUGGGGCAAAGUGGCUCGUUUUCUGCAAUGACGGGCGGAGAGCGAGGGUGAUGCAUGAGGCUGUGGAUCGCACCAAACAUAUCUUCAUCCCUGAGGAAUAUCGAGGACAGGUGACCAUCCAUUGUGAAGUCUUGGAAGGUACCGGCGAAAAGGAUCGGCUUGGGAGGAGCCAAAAGAUUAUGGAAUUCGUUUCUACACCUAUCACCGCGCCGGCAUCGGUCGGUGUCUCUCAGGAGGAACAAUCGAAAGGAACUGAGAGCAUUCCGGAAAGGCCUCACGGUGGAGCAUCUCCUUCGCGAGACUUUCGCAUUCUGAUCUGCACAGAUUACGUCGCUCGUGGGCUCGAUUUCGUAGAUGUGUCGACCGUUAUACAAGUGGACUUCGCGAGGGACGCAGCGACCUACUUACAUCGGAUAGGGCGGACGGGGCGGGCUGGCAAGACAGGAGAAGGUAAUGGAAACUCAAUAGCGAAGGAGACUUCACAAAUCAAUGACGUUUAACCCUGUUUGUUCUUCCUUCUCGCAGCGAUAAGUUUCUUAGAUAAAGGCAACCACCUAUCGUCCAUCAUCCAGAACGCCUCAA
This is a messenger RNA of Fimicolochytrium jonesii, 1894 nucleotides long. RefSeq names its product P-loop containing nucleoside triphosphate hydrolase protein. NCBI's taxonomy places the organism in Eukaryota, Fungi, Chytridiomycota, Chytridiomycetes, Spizellomycetales, Powellomycetaceae. The transcript is spliced from 3 exons. The record is from RefSeq and is a predicted model, not a curated record. The coding region runs from base 235 to 1812 and encodes 525 amino acids. Gene Ontology annotation, molecular function: ATP binding; nucleic acid binding.